AUGGCUUAAAUUACCAAAGAGGCUGAGAAAACUUAUCAUGAAUAAGAGGAAGAAGAAACACAAUAAAAAGAGAUACCUGAUGAUCCUGAAUAUGCUUAUGAAGAUAGGAGAUCAAAAAGAGAAUAUCGACAGACUAGAAUCAAAGAUAAAGAAGAUAGAGCUACAGUAGAAUAAUGUUUGGAUCCAAGAACAAGAGUUAUUCUGAUGAAAAUGAUUAAUAAUAAGUUCUUAAAAGAAAUAAAUGGUUGUAUUUCAACUGGUAAAGAGGCUAAUGUUUAUCAUGGAUGGGAUUUUAAUAAUCUAGAAUAUGCAAUAAAAGUUUAUAAGACUUCAAUUCUUGUAUUUAAAGAUAGAGAUAAAUAUGUAUCUGGUGAAUUUCGUUUUAGAAAUGGUCAUUGUAAAUCAAACCCAAGAAAAAUGGUAAGAUUAUGGGCAGAAAAAGAGUUAAGAAAUUAUAAAAGAAUAUUUCAAUCAUCAAUACCAUGUCCAGAACCUAUUUCUGUUAAGAGCAAUAUUAUAGUAAUGAGAUUUAUAGGUGAAGAUAUGACUCCUGCUCCUAGAUUAAAAGAUGCAACAGAUGUACUUUAUGAAGAUGCUUACAUGUAAGUUGUAAAAUGCAUGAGGAUAUUAUAUUAAGAAUGUAAAUUAAUACAUGGUGAUUUGAGUGAAUACAAUCUAUUAUAUUAUAAGAAUAAAGUAUACUUUAUAGAUGUAUCAUAAAGUAUGGAAAGUGAUCAUCAUAGUGCAUCUGAAUUUUUAAAAAGGGAUAUUUAUAAUAUCAAUCAAUAUUUUAAGAAAAAGGUAUAUAUAUAUAUAUAUUAUUUUAGGAUAUCAUGACAUUUACUCUUAGAUAAUUGUAUAAAUUUAUUACAAAUCCUCAUCUUUAAAAUAUCAAUGAAGAAUUAGAGAGAAUGUAAGAAGAAAGAGAAUAGAUCAAUGAAGAUUUGGAGGAAGAAUAAGAUAAAGUUUUUGUUGGGGCUAUAUAGCCAAAGAAUUUGAAUGAUUUACCAUAAAAAAUAAUAGAAUCUGAAUUGAAUGCAUUUAAAAAAGGUGGAGAGAGUAUUGGUAAAACUAUAGCAGAUUUCUAGAAUGCAAAUUUAGAACUUUAAUAAUUAAAUAAUGGAAAUGAAUUGGAUGAUAAUGAAGAUUCAAAUGAAGAUGAUGAUGAAUCAAAUAAGGAUGAUUAAGAUUGUAAUUCAGAUUCAUCAUCAGAUGUAUCUUUAUUAAGUGAUAAUGAUGAUGAUUAAGAAUAGGAUCCUGAAAAUUAAAAUGAAGAUGGUGAAAAAAAAAAGAAGGGUGGAUUAUGUAAAUAUGAUGGACUUACAAAAAAAGAAAGAAAAUAAAAAGUUAAAGAGGAAAAAAGAGAAAAAAGAAAAACUAAACUUCCUAAAAAUAUUAAAAAAAUACUUACCAAAAAAUAAAGAUGAU
Messenger RNA from Paramecium primaurelia, 1428 nucleotides. The record is from the annotation of a GenBank genome assembly. Lineage: Eukaryota; Ciliophora; Oligohymenophorea; Peniculida; Parameciidae.